AAUUAUUAAUAGAUGGUGACCCUCAUCUUCAUGUUUUCUGCAUCUAUUGAAGUGCACCACUGAGAUCGUGGAGUUCUUCCCUGUUUGUCCAUAUGGUGAACAACACUGAUUUUCUGAUGUUGAACAAUCCCUGGAAUAAACUCUGCUUGGUUUCCAUGGAUUUCUGUUUCCCUUUAGAUUUUGUUAGUAAUUUAUUUUGGAUUUUUGCAUCCAAGUUCAUAAUUGUAACUGGACAAAUAAAGGCAGAUUUUAAAAGGACAAGUUGGGAGGCUAAGGCGGAAGGAUCACUUGAGCCUGGGAGAUUGAAGCUGCAGCUAGCCUCGAUUGCUCCACUGUACUCCAGCCUGGUGACAGCAGGACCUGCCUCUAAAAUAAUAAUACUUAAAAGGACGAGUUUACCUACAGUCUCACCAAGCAAUGAAAGAGCUUAUCUUCUUCCUGUUUCCUUUACGGAUCUUGCUCAUGUAUUUUAUCUUAGUUACUUUAGCAUAAAUGCUAAAUCAAAUUCUUUUUCAUUAGACAUCAUCAUAGCUCUAGGCAUACCACAUAAUACCCAAGCACAUUUUAAUCAUUAAAAUUGUUUCCUUUUUUUGUGGCUACUGUAACCACUUCAGCGAACCAUUUAGUGUGUAGUGGGUUUAAAUUAUUUUUUCUCCUUCCUGGGAUAAA
Molecule: messenger RNA, 669 nt
Organism: Pan troglodytes (chimpanzee)
Lineage: Eukaryota; Metazoa; Chordata; Mammalia; Primates; Hominidae
Product: transmembrane protein 191A
Exons: 1
Coding region: 93-575 (160 amino acids)
Source: RefSeq, a predicted model, not a curated record